AUGUUUUCAGAAUUAUAAUUAAAUUAAAAUCUUAUUUUCUUUUUCUUUUGUGUGUGAAGCACAGAAAAGCUGCAUCUUCUCCACACGCCUUCCAUUUUCUAUUGAUUUUCUCUCCACUUUCUCAGAAACCAAACGCCUCUCAUUAUCGCAUAUAACUCUGUAACGAGUUUAUACUAUUUCUCACGGCCUAAGCUUUAUGGUUUUCUCCUUUUAUUAUCACAUAUUACUCUCUAACGAGUUUAUACUAUUUCUCACGGCCUUAGCUUUAUAGUUUCCUCCUUUUAUCUGUUCUUCUCUUCCUUCUUCAGCGCCCUGAACUCUGGAAUGAUAAUCUUCUAGUAUACUGAGAUUGGUCAAAGCUUGCAGAAGUUGAAGUUUGCUUGUUUUUUUAUUUUCGGACUGGGUCAAGGUAAGUCUAAAGAGUAUAGUUUUUCAGUUAUUGCUUUUCCUUCUUCCCUUCAUUUCCUUUUUCUUUUUGACUUUCUUUUUUUUUUUAAUAGCUCUUUACUAAUUUGAAUGAAUUCCAUGACUAGAUCGGUUUGGAUUUGACAGAUUCUGUGUUUUACGUUUUAAUACUUUCCUUUCUUCGGGAGAUAAGAAAUGAAGAAAAAUCAAAUAAUUUUGAGCAUCAUGAUCGUUAUGUUAUGGUUUUAAUGCUUGUUUUCUAGGCCAGAAAGUGAAAGAUUUUCUGAAUGGUUUAUGUUGCUUUAUUGUUUGUUAUUUACUGUUUUCCGAAUGGUUCUUCUGCUGAUGUUUCUUGACAACGAAGCCGAGGCACCUAUUUCUGCAAAAGAAGUGUAAUAAGCUUGAAGAUUAUUUUCCAGAUUUGAGAGAAUUUUAAUGUAACUUCUAUUAGAUCAGAAAUUCGUUUUUUGUUUGCCGAGCUAUUUCGUCGUAUCCAGUUCAGGUAUUUGCCGAAUCUAGCUUCUUUUAAGCUUUUAAACUUGCUAAUGGCGACUCAAGACUAAAGAGCACCAAGGUCUGCAUCUAUAAUUAUGGUCCCCGCCACGUUAAUCAACUGGAGAAGUCAUCCAGUGGGGUCUUUAGUUAAAGCUUGAUAGGACUUUUUGAUGAAAACUGGAAAAGUUUGCCUUUUGAUCUCAAUCUUUUAUCUGAUUGAGUCUGUCCCAAGUUCUUUUUUGUUGAAGAGUUUACUCCAAACUUAAUCCUGAGGUUUGAUCUUCCAGAAAAUGUCGCAGAAAAUUCCUUCUUCUUUACAGUCGAUCAAAUCAUUGCCUGUUGAUUUUGAGUUUGUUGGUUCACCUACCUCUUAUCCGAUUGAAAUGAGCUCCCCUAGCAGGGAUGUAUCUAGUUUGAGUAUUCCUGAAAAUGGUGAGGCAAGGAAUGAGAUUGUGGAAGAAAAGGAAAGUAAUGUAGAGGAUGCGGAGCAGGCUAAUGAUGAGUCGCCAUAUUGUGCGAAUACUCUUUCAGUUGAAGACGGGCUGUCCAUGGGUGAUGAAGAUUUGGAUUCUGCUGCUUUGCCUCUGACUUCAAUAUCAGCAUCUCGGGAUAGUGAACGGAGAUGGAGCGACACCACGUCCUAUGCUGCAAAGAAGAAGCUUCAAUCUUGGUUUCAACUUCCAAAUGGGAACUGGGAACUGGGGAAGAUAUUGACUACUUCAGGGACAGAAUCUGUUAUUUCGCUGCCUCUGGAGAAGGUUCUAAAGGUGAAAUCUGAGAAUUUGGUACCAGCAAAUCCUGAUAUCCUUGAUGGUGUGGAUGAUCUGAUGCAACUUAGUUACUUAAAUGAACCAUCAGUAUUGUACAAUCUCCAGUACAGAUACAAUCAAGAUAUGAUUUAUACAAAAGCAGGGCCAGUGUUGGUUGCUAUAAAUCCCUUCAAGGAAGUUCCUUUAUAUGGAAAUGGCUACAUUGAAGCAUAUAAGAACAAAACAAUUGACAAUCCACACGUGUAUGCCAUCACAGACACAGCCAUCCGAGAAAUGAUAAGAGAUGAAGUAAAUCAAUCAAUUAUUAUAAGUGGUGAAAGUGGCGCAGGAAAAACUGAGACAGCAAAGAUAGCAAUGCAGUACUUGGCUGCUCUGGGUGGUGGUAGUGGGAUAGAAUAUGAAAUAUUAAAGACGAAUCCGAUUUUAGAAGCAUUUGGCAAUGCAAAAACAUUGAGGAAUGACAACUCAAGUCGCUUUGGAAAGUUGAUCGAGAUUCAUUUCAGUGAGACUGGAAAAUUAUCGGGUGCCAAGAUUCAAACUUUUUUACUUGAAAAGUCAAGAGUUGUUCAAUGUGCUGAGGGAGAAAGGUCAUAUCAUAUUUUUUAUCAACUUUGUGCUGGGGCUUCACCUACUCUCAGAGAGAAGCUCAGUUUGAAGAGUGCAAAUGAUUACAAGUAUCUGAGGCAGAGCAAUUGCUAUUCAAUUGCUGGAGUUGAUGAUGCCGAACGAUUUCAUAUUGUUUUGGAAGCUUUGGACAUUGUUCAUGUCAGCAAGGAAGACCAAGAAAGUGUGUUUGCAAUGAUUUCUGCAGUACUAUGGCUUGGAAAUGUCUCAUUUACUGUGAUUGAUAAUGAAAAUCAUGUUGAAGCUGUGGCAGAUGAAAGCCUAGUCAAUGUCGCUAAACUGAUUGGAUGUAACACCGAAGACAUUAAGCUUGCUUUAUCAACUCGCAAAAUGAGAGUUGGUAAUGACAAUAUCGUGCAGAAGCUAACAUUGUCGCAGGCCAUCGAUACAAGAGAUGCUUUAGCAAAAUCAAUUUAUGCUUGCUUGUUUGAUUGGCUGGUUGAACAAAUCAACAAAUCGCUUGCUGUUGGCAAAAGGCGAACAGGCAGAUCCAUCAGCAUUCUUGAUAUUUAUGGCUUUGAGUCAUUUGAUAGAAAUAGUUUCGAGCAGUUCUGCAUAAAUUAUGCAAAUGAGAGAUUGCAGCAACACUUUAACCGUCAUUUAUUCAAGCUGGAGCAGGAGGAAUAUAUCCAAGACGGAAUUGACUGGAACAAAGUUGACUUCGAAGACAACCAAGAUUGUCUUAAUCUCUUUGAAAAGAAACCAUUGGGCCUGCUGUCUUUGUUAGAUGAGGAGUCCACAUUUCCUAAUGGAACAGAUUUAACGUUUGCCAACAAACUUAAACAGCAUCUAAAUUCUAAUUCUUGCUUCAGAGGAGAACGAAGUAAAGCUUUCACUGUCUGUCAUUAUGCAGGGGAGGUUACAUAUGACACAAGUGGAUUUCUGGAGAAGAACAGGGAUCUGCUGCAUUUGGAUUCUAUUCAGCUUUUGUCUUCAUGCUCCUGCGUCCUUCCUCAAAUAUUUGCUGCUAGUAUGCUUACACAGUCUGUGAAGCCUGUAGUUGGUCCAUUAUAUAAAGCAGGCGGAGCAGAUUCCCAAAAGCUGAGUGUAACAACAAAAUUUAAGGGUCAACUAUUCCAGUUGAUGCAACGUUUGGAGAACACAACCCCGCAUUUCAUUCGCUGUAUAAAGCCCAACAAUCUCCAAUCUCCUGGAUUGUAUGAACAAGGACUUGUACUGCAGCAGUUAAGAUGUUGUGGGGUCCUAGAGGUAGUUCGGAUUUCACGUUCUGGCUUCCCGACCAGAAUGUCUCAUCAGAAGUUUGCCCGAAGGUAUGGUUUUCUUCUGCUGGAGAAUCUUGCAUCAAAGGAUCCACUUAGUGUUUCGGUUGCAAUUCUUCACCAGUUUAAUAUUUUACCUGAGAUGUAUCAAGUUGGCUACACGAAAUUGUUUUUCCGCACAGGACAGAUUGGGGUUCUCGAAGAUACAAGGAACCGUACCCUCCAUGGAAUUUUGCGUGUCCAAAGCUGCUUUAGAGGUCACCAAGCUCGCAAUUAUCUCAAGGAGCUCAGAACUGGGAUUGUAACUCUUCAGUCAUUUAUUCGCGGGGAAAGAACGCGAAAGGAAUAUGCAAUCUUAAUACAGAAACAUAGAGCUGCUCUGGUCAUACAAAGCCAGAUCAAAGGAAGACUUGCUAGGAGAAAAUUCAUUACCAUUUCUCAUGCAUCAAUUUUGAUUCAGUCAGUUAUUCGUGGCUGGCUGGUCAGAAGAUGCUCAGGAGAUAUUGGGUUGCUGAAAUCUGAGGGGAGCAAGAAGAAUGAGUCAGAUGAGGUGGUGGUCAAGGCAUCAUUUCUUGCUGAACUGCAGCGACGAGUUCUUAAGGCUGAGGCUGCUUUAAGAGAGAAAGAAGAGGAGAAUGAUAUUCUUCACCAAAGGCUUCAACAAUAUGAGAGCCGCUGGUCUGAAUAUGAGUUGAAAAUGAAGUCCAUGGAAGAAGUUUGGCAGAAACAAAUGAGAUCUCUGCAGUCCAGUCUUUCGAUUGCAAAAAAGAGCCUAGCAAUUGAUGAUUCUGAGAGAAAUUCCGAUGCAUCAGUGAAUGCAAGCGAUGAAAGAGACUGGGAGACAGGAAGUAAUUUCAAGGGCCAAGACAGCAAUGGUGGAGUGAGACCAAUGAGUACAGGUUUGAGUGUCAUAAGUCGGUUGGCUGAAGAAUUCGAACAGAGGAGCCAAGUCUUUGGGGAUGAUGCCAAAUUCUUGGUGGAGGUCAAAUCAGGUCAGGUUGAAGCAAGUUUGAACCCAGAUAGGGAACUUCGAAGGUUGAAGCAGAUGUUUGAAGCCUGGAAGAAGGAUUACGGAACAAGAUUGCGAGAAACAAAGGUGAUUUUGCAUAAACUUGGAAAUGAAGAAGGUGCAAUGGAGAGGGUAAAAAAGAAGUGGUGGGGAAGGAGGAAUAGCUCAAGGUUCAAUUAGAUCAUUUUUUUGUAGUUGGAUAGCAGUUAUUGCAUAUUUUUUGCACUUGCUGCUGCCGGCUUUCUAUUUUUGGCCAGUAAUUGUUACAUAGAGAAGAAAGUGUGAGGUAGUUGUAUUAUUGCGAGGGAUUAAGAGAAAUGCAAAAGUUAGAAAUCCAAAUAUAUAUGUAUAAAAUUUUUCUAAAAUUGGAAGGCAAAUUGUGUGUAAAAUCAUAUUGUCACAUCUGCGUAUUAUAGUUGGUGUAUGAUUUCAUGCCUCA
This is a messenger RNA of Carica papaya (papaya), 4962 nucleotides long. Lineage: Eukaryota; Viridiplantae; Streptophyta; Magnoliopsida; Brassicales; Caricaceae. The record is from RefSeq and is a predicted model, not a curated record.